AUGGCGCAACCCGCGGCAGUGGAUUUCGCCCUUCCGCUGCCCGCGGACCCCCUCGCCGCCGCCCCGCGCGCGAACCACCGCGGGCGGGCAUCCGCUCGGCGGCGCGCGCAGCGCAAGCUGGCGUCGUGCCUGGACCGCCUGGGCGCGUGGAGCCCGUUCGGGCAGGCGGAGGGCGCGCAGGCGGAAGGCGCUAUGCGGCCCGCGCGCGGAAACACUGCGGCGGCGGCGGAGAGGCGGAAGGAUGAGCGCGACGAGGCCGGGCGGGGGAAAGGGGAGGGGGUGGAGGGGGCGGAUUGGACAGAGGAAACAGAGGAUGGGGGCGCGGGGGGGCGGGGAGCGAGCAGCUGCGAGGAGGUGCGCGCGGCGCAACCACUUCAGGCGUGGCGUUGCUCCGCCGCCUUCAGCGCCCCACCCAGCUCUCACACCACAGCAGCAUCUGCAGCUGCGGCCUCCCCCUGGGCCAACACUGGCAGGCUCGGGACGGCGGAGCUUUCCAAGCCGGAGCAUGAGGCUCGGUUGGGUUUCCGAGGCAGAGGCGUGCGCGUGUCUGGGUGGUCCGGGGGCAGCUCGGACGAGAGCUGGCAUGCGCUGGAGCAGCAGGCAGCCCGGCGAGCAGCGCGGCCGGGCAGUGGGGGAGGGAGGCAUGCGCAUGGGCAUACACAAGGGGGUGGGGGUGGGGGUGGGGUUGAAGGUGGGGGAGCACGUGGUGCUGCUCACGAGGGCGUCUGGGCGCACAGCAAUGGCAGCAGGCGCGUGGGAUUCGCCACACUCGCAGGCGAGAGUCGCGAAAUAGGCGAGACGCGAGAGGCAGGCAUUGGUGGGGCAAUGGGUGGCGGGGCGUGGGUGCGAGGCAGCUGCAGCAGCGAUGGCAACGGUGGUGAGGGCAAUGGCGCAGGCAGCAACGCAGGCAGUAUGGGAGGCAGCAUGGGGCCACCCAAGGCGAGGCGCAGUGGGGCGGUGGGAAGGCGGCGAUCGCUGUCCGCACGGGCGGAGGCGCGGAGGCGAGGCGAGGGCGCGGAGGGCGGUGGGGAAGAGUUGGGGCGUGGGGGAGGAGUGCGGGGGACGUUGCCUGGGGAGGGCGAGGAGCAAGGAGAGGGGUGGAGGGAGGGAGGGGUUGGGUGGGCGGGCAGGGAUGAGGCAGCGGAGGCAGGGGAAGGGAGUGGGGCGGGGGCAGGGGGUGAUGCUGCUGCUGUGUUUGCUGCUCGUGGUGCUUCUGCUGCUGACGUGGGCGGUCCAGAUGCAGAGGGGGAGGACGGGGGGCGGGAGAGUGAGGGGGCAGGCGCGAUGCUGGUGGGAGCGGCAGGGGCAAGGCAGGUGUGUGGGCGCAAGAGGGCGGGGCAGGAGGUAUUUGCAGUGGAUGGGGGGAGCGACAGCAGCGAUUACCAUGCAGAGGUGGAGGAAGGGGGAGAGGGGGAUGAGGAGGAGGAGGAGAGGGAGAAGGAAUGGGAGGAAGAGGAGAGAGGCACAAUUGGUGCCAGGGCUGGUAGGUGGGAGCUGGGCGGAACAGGGGAGUGGAGCACGUGGGGAGGUGAAGUGAUGCUGAUGUUGGAGGAGAAAGGUGGGGCGGCGGAGUGGGCGGGGUGCAGAAUGGCUUUGGGGCAGGGCGGGCCACAUGGCGAUGGAAGGAGGGCAGGCAGGUAA
Messenger RNA from Closterium sp. Yama58-4, 1641 nucleotides. Lineage: Eukaryota; Viridiplantae; Streptophyta; Zygnematophyceae; Desmidiales; Closteriaceae. The record is from the annotation of a GenBank genome assembly.